Molecule: messenger RNA, 4348 nt
Organism: Hibiscus syriacus
Lineage: Eukaryota; Viridiplantae; Streptophyta; Magnoliopsida; Malvales; Malvaceae
Product: COP1-interacting protein 7-like
Exons: 13
Coding region: 310-4179 (1289 amino acids)
Source: RefSeq, a predicted model, not a curated record
CAGCCCUACACCUCCUCUACUUCAAGGAAACAGCAGUCCUUGGAUCCUCCAUCUCUUUCUUUAAAAAAGAUACCUUUUUUUCACUUUCUCUCACUAAAGCAUUUAUGUUUUCAAUGUAAACUUUCCCAUUUCUUCAAGUGUUUCUGAUUCUAUGCAAAACUCUUUUUGGGGUGUUACUGAACUCUUUAGAACCCAAAUGUCAAAAUCUUUUACUUCUGUGAGAUUUCAAGAAAGAUGUCGUUUUUCAUUUCAUGACAAUGUCGUUUCACUGUUGAAGAUUUGCCUUUUUUGAGGGGGGGGGGUUUAACGAUGAAGUCUUCAACUCAGCUUGACUCGGUUGUGUUCCAACUCACACCAACUCGAACCAGGUUUGAAUUGGUGAUUUCUGCCAAUGGAAAGACAGAGAAAGUGGCUUCUGGUUUGCUUAAUCCAUAUCUUGCCCAUUUGAAGACUGCUCAAGAGCAGAUGUCCAAAGGGGGCUAUUCGAUUAUCCUUCAACCGGACCCCGGUAUCAGUGCGACUUGGUUCACAAAAGGAACCAUAGAAAGGUUUGUUCGAUUUGUGAAUACUCCGGAGAUAUUGGAACGAGUGUACACUGUCGAGUCAGAGAUUUUGCAGAUUGAAGAGGCCAUUGCAAUUCAAAGCAACAACAAUAUAGGGUUGAGUACCAGCGUGGAAGAACACAGCGUAAAACCUUCGGAAAGCAUAGAAGGCAAAAGGGCUACACCGGAUUCCUACGAGGAGAAAGCCAUCAUCCUUUAUGCACCUGAUGCACGACCACCUGAAGCGAAUGGGUCUGCUGUACAGGAAGGAAAUCCAAAAUUGCAACUUUUGAAAGUCCUCGAGACAAGGAAGACAGUGCUGCAGAAAGAGCAAGGCAUGGCCUUUGCACGUGCUGUAGCUGCUGGUUUUAACAUUGAUGACAUGGCACCUUUGAUGUCGUUUUCUGAAAGGUUUGGAGCGUCUCGUUUGAGGGAUGCUUGUGUAAAGUUCACUGAAUUAUGGAAAAGAAAACAUGAAGACGGGCAGUGGCUUGAAAUUGAAGCAACUGAAGCAAUGGCUGGUCGAUCUGAUUUCUCUGCUAUGAAAGAGCUCAAGGGAGCAUGGCCAGGAAUUUCAGAAGACAAUGGAAAAACUGUUGUUGAGUCGAGCACAGAUGAGAAGCCUCCCAUGGAUCAACAGACCCCUGCUUGGCAAGAAUAUUCCCAGGCCCGUUUUCCGCAUCCCAUGUUUCCUCCCUGGCCUAUCCAAUCUCCACCGAGCGGUAUGCCAACCUUUCAAGGAUAUGCCAUGCAAGGCAUGUCCUACCCACACUAUCCCGCUUGUAGUCCAUUCUUUCAGCAACCUUAUCCAUCAAUGGAGGAUCCAAAACUCGAUGAUGGUCGAAGAGUACAGAGAGGACAUUCGAUGGGUAGCCAGAAUGGAUCGGAUGCUUGGAAGCUGGAGAGAGCAAAACCUCAAGAUGAUAGGGAACUGGAGAAUGAAACUUCCCUGAGCCCGAAAUCAAGAAAGAAGAGUAGCAGGUCAAGUAAAAAGCAGUCCGGAAUGGUGGUCAUUCAGAACAUUAAUUAUAUCACUCCAAAGAAGCGCAACUCUUCGGAUAGUGAUUCACAGUCACAUUCCGGCUCUGAAAUGAACGAGGAAGAUGGAGAUUCGGCGCAAAAGAACUCUCUAAGAUCCUCAAAGAGGAAAGGGAAUCGAAUGAAGCCUGUUGAUUUAUUGAAUUCAUUCGAUAAGGAAGAAACCGUUUCCGGGAAGGAGACACAUGGUGGACAAUGGCAAGCAUUUCAAAACUAUUUACUUAGAGGUGCUGAAGAGGAAGAACGUAAAAUGGACAAAGGCGUUUUUUCAGCAGGAAAGGAGGUUCAAGGAAAAAGAAGACUGAAUAGAGCCGGUGAAGACCAUUUAGCUUCUGGUGGACGAGAAACGGGACAAUACAAAGAAAGGAAUACAACUGACAUGCAUGCAAGUGGAGGUCGCAUGCUUAAAGCACCAUCAAAUGAUCAUUCUUUGAUUUCGAAAAAUGGUGAUCAUUCGGUUGAUGGCAGGAUUCUCAUUGAUGGUUUACAUUAUAUGGAAGUAGAUGGCAGGAGGGUAUAUAGGAGUUCCAUGAAUGAUGACUUUAUAGUAGAUAAACAAAAGAAUCAGUCAGAUUUUACGAAUUCUCAGUUAGAUCCGUUGGCUGUUAAUGGGUUCGAACGUUCAUCGAAGAAGACAGAUGACUCCUACAUAGUUCCUUUCAGGUCAACCUCAAUCACACAAGUUGGAACUGAUGAUCAGAAUGCUAUCAAUAUGGAUUCUGAGUUCUCGUUGUCACUUCGGAAAGCUGGAACUACAUCUAACAGGGUCGGAAGUCAUGUCAAUUACAAAACAAAUGAUUUAACUUUGAUGCCUCAGCGAGGAACAGAAAUGGGGUCGAUUGGUUAUGAUCCUGCUUUGGACUAUGAAAUGCAGGCUCAUGCUGAAAACGGCACUUCAUUGGAUAAGAAAAAUAAAGAGGGCAUGAAGGGGUCUAAAAAGUUGGACAUCCGGAAACCGAAACUUAUUGCUGAUCCUCUGGAUAAAAAGAAGACCGUAGAGCCGAUGAGGAAAGAAAAGCCUUCAAAAAAGAGUCCUUUAGAUGAAGCGAAAGCCCGGGCUGAAAGGCUAAGAAACUAUAAGGCUGAUCUUCAGAAAAUGAAGAAGGAGAAAGAAGAGGCGGAGAUCAGACGACUCGAAGCAUUGAAGAUGGAAAGACAAAAGAGAAUUGCUGCUAGAAGCAGUUCCUCUGGUCCGGCUCAGUCGUCUAUGGCCGCACAAAGCAGGAAACAAUUCCCGUUGAAACUUUCCCCGAGCUCUCUUAAGGGAUCAAAGUUUACCGAUGCUGAGCCUGGAUUGUCGUCACCACUACAAAGAUCCAUCCGGACACCACCUGUGGGAUCACCUGCUUCUCUUAAAACCCCCAAACCGAGCAAAUUGAGAACCGACUCCAGUGCAAAUAGAGUAAGCAAGUCAGGUCCAUCACUGCCUGUACUGAAGAAAGACAUAAGCAGUGUAGCACCAGAUGCAAAGGCAUCUAUGGCGAGGAUUGGGAGAUUAUUAGAGCCGAAAAUAAAUGGCAGUGCACGUGUUCCUUCAGUGAAGUCGCGGAGCUCGGAGCCAUCGUCCAAAACAAAAGUAUUUCGAGGGCCUGAAAGCAGAAAAAUAUCAGCAAUCGUGAACUAUGAUAACAGUAAGAUUGCAUCCCUUCCAGAGCUCAAAAUUAAGACAACUAAAGCCCCCGAUAUUACCCACAGCAAGUCCAGGGGAAAUGAAAUGACUCAGAAGGUAAAUGGAAGUAUUUCUUCUACCACCAAUGUUACUGAACUGAAUAUAAAACCAGAAAAAGUUUCAUACGACGCCAACAGAGAUGAUGGCACAGUGAUUGAGAAAACCAUUGUGAUGCUCGAACGUGAGAAGCCCUCUGUUCCCACAGUAAACUCAUCAGAAGGAACUGCAACAGUACAGAAGGGAGAUGAUGGCUUUAAUAAAAUAGGGAGGAAAGCCGAGAAGAUGGUUCCGGAUUAUGCUGCCCCUCGUGCUCCGGUUUCUUCUGUUGACACACUUGAUAAAGAACACUGGAUGCAACAAGGAUCACAAGCUUACGAGGUUCAAAAAGUUAAUGUGAGCAACACCAAGAAGGAAUUACAGAAAGUUAAAAGUUCCAGUGUUACCAGAAAACCUUACGAAACCCCAUUUGCUCGGGUCUCUUCUUCGGAAUCUACACAAAGUGAAGUUCCAGAGAACAGUAGAGCAUCUCCAACAAGAUUGCAGGCUACAGUGACACAGCCAGAGUGUGUUAGAGCUCGUGUAGCUGAUUCUAAGAACUUAAAACUAGAAAAGAUUCCUGAAGUCUUGGAUAAGCCUCAGUUAAAGGAGUCAUCCAAAGGGUUUCGGCGGCUGUUAAAGUUUGGAAGAAAGAAUCAUAGCUCAGCGACAAGCAAACCUUGUAUCAACUCAGAUGGUGUCCAUGUUAACGGUUCUCUGGCUGAUGAGUUGGUUGCGAACCCCGCCUCAUCUAGUAAAGUUUGUACAUUGAAGAAUCUGCUCUCUCAGGGUGAAAAUCCUAUAGCCAGCAGCAGUACUCCGAAAAAGUCUGCGCGGUCGUUUUCCCUAUUGUCACCAUUCAAAAGCAAGACCAGUGAGAAGUUGACAGCUUAAAGAUGAAGUGUUUCAGUUGUCUCCAUUUAAAUGGAUUCUUUUUUAAUUUACACUGAAAAAAGGUUCUUUCGGUAGCCGGAUUCAUCAAUUUAUGUUAAACCAAACAAGUUCGGAGAGACAUUGCCGAAUGACUUUAUAUACUUCCUUUCUGGCUGUAGCCAUUGAUUCA